Molecule: messenger RNA, 2588 nt
Organism: Aptenodytes forsteri (emperor penguin)
Lineage: Eukaryota; Metazoa; Chordata; Aves; Sphenisciformes; Spheniscidae
Gene: CDC5L
Product: cell division cycle 5 like
Exons: 15
Coding region: 21-2363 (780 amino acids)
Biological process (GO): mRNA splicing, via spliceosome; regulation of transcription by RNA polymerase II
Cellular component (GO): spliceosomal complex; Prp19 complex
Molecular function (GO): DNA-binding transcription factor activity, RNA polymerase II-specific; RNA polymerase II transcription regulatory region sequence-specific DNA binding
Source: RefSeq, a predicted model, not a curated record
AAAUUCUGAAAGCAGCUGUGAUGAAAUAUGGCAAAAACCAGUGGUCUCGUAUUGCUUCUUUAUUGCACAGAAAAUCAGCAAAGCAGUGCAAAGCCAGAUGGUACGAAUGGCUAGACCCGAGCAUCAAAAAGACGGAGUGGUCACGGGAGGAGGAGGAGAAACUGUUGCACCUGGCCAAGCUAAUGCCAACCCAGUGGAGAACCAUUGCCCCAAUUAUUGGGAGAACUGCUGCACAGUGUUUGGAACACUAUGAAUUUCUGCUGGACAAAGCUGCUCAGAGAGACAAUGAGGAAGAAACUGCUGAUGAUCCUCGGAAACUUAAACCUGGAGAAAUUGAUCCAAAUCCAGAAACCAAACCAGCCAGGCCAGAUCCUAUUGACAUGGAUGAAGAUGAACUUGAAAUGCUGUCUGAAGCUAGAGCUCGUCUGGCUAAUACACAGGGAAAGAAGGCCAAAAGAAAAGCAAGAGAGAAGCAGCUGGAAGAAGCUAGACGGCUUGCUGCUCUCCAGAAAAGACGAGAACUUCGGGCUGCUGGAAUUGAGAUCCAGAAGAAAAGAAAAAAGAAGAGAGGUGUGGAUUAUAAUGCAGAAAUUCCAUUUGAAAAGAAGCCUGCCCCUGGUUUUUACGAUACAUCGGAGGAAAACUACCAGUCCCUGGAUGCAGAUUUCAGGAAGCUACGUCAGCAAGACUUAGAUGGAGAAUUAAGAUCUGAAAGGGAGGGAAGAGAGCGCAAAAAAGACAAACAACAUAUGAAACGGAAAAAAGAGUCAGACUUGCCUUCAGCUAUUCUACAGACCAGCGGAGUGUCAGAAUUUACCAAAAAAAGAAGUAAACUAGUGCUUCCAGCUCCUCAGAUAUCUGAUACAGAACUUGAAGAAGUUGUAAAAGUAGGCCAGGCAAGUGAGAUUGCACGCCAGACUGCUGAGGAAUCUGGAAUUACAAACUCAGCUUCCAGCACUCUUCUGUCGGAAUAUAAUGUGACCAACAACAGCAUAGCACUAAGGACUCCCAAAACUCCGGCAGCACAAGACAGGAUCCUGCAGGAAGCACAGAAUUUGAUGGCUCUCACAAAUGUGGAUACCCCCCUGAAAGGAGGUCUUAACACUCCCUUGCAUGAAAGUGACUUUUCGGGGGUAACACCACAGAAACAGGUUGUUCAGACUCCAAAUACUGUGCUUUCCACACCCUUCAGAACACCUUCUCAUGGACCAGAAGGCUUAACUCCUCGUGGAGGACUAACUCCUAAACCUGUGGUUGGUACAACUCCUGGUAGAACUCCACUGCGUGAUAAAUUGAACAUCAACCCAGAAGAGGGAAUGGCAGAUUACAGUGACCCAUCUUACGCAAAACAAAUGGAGAGAGAGUCUCGUGAACACCUGCGCCUUGGGCUCAUGGCCCUUCCUGCUCCAAAGAACGACUUUGAGAUUGUUUUACCUGAAAAUGCAGAAAAAGAACUUGAGGAACAUGAAGUAGAUGAAGCCUUUGUAGAAGAUACUGCUGAUAUAGAUGCCCGCAAGCAGGCUCUCCGAGAUGCAGAGCGUGCAAAGGAACUGAAGAGAAUGCACAAAGCUGUUCAGAAGAAUCUACCACGGCCCUCAGAAGUUAAUGAAACAAUACUGAGACCCUUAAAUGUGGAACCACCUCUAACAGACUUGCAGAAAAGUGAAGAGCUAAUAAAGAAAGAGAUGAUUACUAUGCUUCAUUUUGAUCUUUUACACCACCCAUUUGGAGAACAGCCUAGUGGUAAGAAGGGGAAAGGCCCAGGAUUUGGAAGCAACAAUGCAGAACAUAUGGCUUACUUGGAACAAAAUCCUUAUGAGAAGUUCUCCAAAGAGGAUCUCAAGAAGGCACAGGAUCUACUGGCACAAGAGAUGGAAGUGGUAAAGCAAGGAAUGGGGCAUGGAGAGCUCUCAAGUGAAGCUUAUAACCAGGUGUGGGAAGAAUGUUACAGCCAAGUGUUAUACCUGCCUGGACAGAGCCGCUACACAAGAGCUAAUUUGGCCAGCAAAAAAGACAGGAUAGAGUCACUUGAAAAGAGGCUUGAGAUAAACAGAGGUCACAUGACAACUGAAGCAAAGAGGGCUGCCAAGAUGGAGAAGAAGCUGAAGAUCUUGCUUGGUGGUUAUCAGUCUCGAGCAAUGGGCCUCAUCAAACAAUUGAAUGAUUUGUGGGACCAAAUCGAACAGGCACAUCUGGAGCUACGUACUUUUGAGGAACUGAAGAAACAUGAAGAUGCUGCAAUCCCUCGGAGACUGGAGUGUCUGAAGGAAGAUGUGCAGCGACAGCAGGAGAGAGAAAAGGAGCUCCAGCAGAGAUUUGCUGACUUCAUGUUGGAUAAAGAGACUUUUCAAGCAAAGUAUUAAAGCACAAAAUUCCAUUUGUCACUGAUGUAACAUUUUUAAAGUGUACAGAUACUUCUCCAGCAGCUUUUGCCAUCAGUUGCAGAAAUCAAGUGUAGCCUGCUGUUUGCAUCUUGUCAAGUUUUGUUUCUUUAAUGGACUAUUCCAAAUGCUCUAGGUAUGAAUGGCUUUGGCCAGUAUUAAAAAUUGGAUUGAAAUGUCCAAAGUUUUAUUAAAAGGAAAAAAAAA